GCCCCGCCCCGCCCCGCCGGCGCGGCGCGGAGCGGAGCCGCCGCAGCGACAGCGGCGCCGGUCGCGGGAGCUGCAUGUGCGCGGCGGCGGUGGCGGAGGAGGAGGAGGAGGAUGGCCGUGCUCAAGCUCGCCGACCAGCCUCCACUGGUCCAAGCGAUUUUCAGUGGUGAUCCAGAAGAGAUUCGGAUGUUGAUCUACAAGACUGAGGAUGUCAACGCCUUGGAUGCUGAGAAGCGAACUCCUCUUCAUGUUGCAUCAUUCCUUGGGGAUGCAGACAUCAUUGAGCUUCUCAUUUUGUCGGGCGCUCGUGUUAAUGCCAAGGACAACAUGUGGCUGACUCCUCUCCACCGAGCAGUUGCUUCAAGGAGUGAAGAAGCAGUGCAAGUACUGAUUAAGCACUCAGCCGAUGUCAAUGCUCGGGACAAGAACUGGCAGACCCCGUUGCACGUGGCUGCUGCAAACAAGGCAGUGAAGUGCGCGGAAGUCAUCAUUCCCAUGCUGAGCAGUGUCAACGUCUCUGACCGAGGUGGGCGGACGGCAUUGCACCAUGCAGCUCUGAAUGGCCACAUUGAGAUGGUGAACUUGCUGUUAGCCAAGGGGGCAAACAUCAAUGCUUUCGACAAAAAGGACAGAAGAGCUCUUCACUGGGCAGCAUAUAUGGGUCACCUGGAAGUUGUUGCCUUACUGAUUAAUCACGGUGCAGAGGUGACUUGUAAAGACAAGAAGGGUUACACCCCACUUCAUGCAGCUGCAUCCAAUGGGCAGAUUAAUGUUGUGAAACACCUCCUUAACCUGGGGGUAGAGAUUGAUGAAAUGAACAUCUAUGGAAAUACUGCACUUCACAUUGCCUGUUACAAUGGUCAGGAUUCUGUUGUUAAUGAGCUGAUUGACUAUGGUGCUAAUGUAAAUCAGCCUAAUAAUAACGGAUUCACUCCCUUGCAUUUUGCUGCUGCCUCCACUCAUGGAGCACUGUGUCUUGAACUGCUAGUGAAUAAUGGGGCAGAUGUUAACGUUCAGAGUAAGGAUGGGAAGAGCCCACUGCACAUGACAGCUGUCCAUGGGAGGUUCACGCGGUCACAGACCCUCAUUCAGAAUGGAGGGGAAAUCGACUGUGUCGAUAAGGACGGUAACACUCCUCUGCAUGUGGCUGCAAGAUAUGGACAUGAGCUUUUGAUUAACACCCUCAUAACCAGCGGAGCUGAUACUGCCAAGUGUGGGAUCCACAACAUGUUCCCUCUACACCUAGCAGCCCUGAAUGCUCACUCAGACUGCUGCAGGAAAUUGUUGUCAUCGGGACAAAAGUAUAGCAUAGUGUCCUUGUUUAGUAAUGAGCACGUGCUGUCUGCAGGCUUUGAAAUAGACACCCCUGAUAGUUUUGGAAGAACAUGCCUCCACGCUGCGGCUGCAGGAGGUAAUGUUGAAUGUAUAAAACUCUUGCAAAGCAGUGGAGCAGAUUUUAAUAAGAAGGACAAAUGUGGGAGGACACCUUUGCACUAUGCAGCUGCAAAUUGUCAUUUCCACUGUAUUGAGACACUGGUGACAACCGGAGCCAAUAUUAACGAAACAGAUGACUGGGGGCGCACCCCUUUGCACUAUGCUGCUGCUUCUGACAUGGACCGAAAAAGAAAGAAUAUUUUAGGUAACUCCCAUGAAAAUGCUGAAGAACUUGAAAGAGCCAGUGAGAUGAAGGAAAAAGAAGCUGCAUUGUGUCUGGAGUUCCUGCUACAGAACGAUGCCAAUCCAUCCAUCCAAGACAAAGAGGGGUACAACACUGUGCAUUAUGCUGCCGCAUAUGGGCACCGGCAGUGUUUGGAACUGAUUGGAAGCAAAACUCCAUUGGAUAUACUUCUGGAAAAAACCAACAAUAUGUUUGAGGAAUCAGAUUCUGCAGCUACAAAAAGUCCUUUGCAUUUAGCUGCCUAUAAUGGUCAUCACCAAGCCCUGGAGGUACUCCUCCAGUCUCUGGUAGAUCUGGAUAUCAAGGAUGAGAAGGGACGCACUGCUUUGGACCUGGCUGCGUUUAAAGGGCAUGCAGAGUGUGUGGAAGCUCUCAUCAGCCAGGGUGCUUCUGUCACUGUAAAAGACAACGUCACUAAAAGGACCCCACUGCAUGCUUCAGUCAUUAAUGGUCAUACACCCUGUUUACGGUUGUUGCUAGAAGUUGCAGACAACCCCGAUGUGACAGAUGCCAAAGGACAAACCCCCCUAAUGCUUGCAGUGGCAUAUGGGCACAUUGAUGCUGUUUCCUUAUUACUUGAAAAAGAAGCAUCUGUAGAUGCAGCUGAUCUCGUGGGAUGCACAGCUUUACAUCGAGGGAUUAUGACGGGGCAUGAAGAGUGUGUUCAGAUGCUGUUAGAGAAAGACGUAUCUAUUUUAUGUAAAGAUGCCAGAGGCAGAACACCUCUGCACUUUGCAGCAGCUCGGGGCCAUGCCACGUGGCUGAGUGAAUUACUGCAGGUAGCACUUUCAGAAGAAGACUGCAGUUUAAAAGAUAAUCAAGGUUAUACACCGCUGCACUGGGCUUGUUACAAUGGUCAUGAAAACUGCAUAGAGGUACUAUUGGAACAAAAAUUUUUCCGUAAAUUCUAUGGUAAUAGCUUCUCUCCAUUGCACUGUGCUGUAAUCAAUGAUCAUGAAAACUGUGCAUCACUGCUCAUUGGAGCCAUCGAUGCCAACAUUGUCAAUUGCAAAGAUGACAAAGGAAGAACGCCCCUUCAUGCAGCAGCCUUUGCGGAUCACGUGGAAUGCCUCCAGCUCCUCCUGAGUCACAGCGCCCAAGUGAAUGCUGCGGAUCAUGCAGGGAAAACACCUCUCAUGAUGGCAGCUCAAAACGGUCACAUAGGUGCUGUAGACUUCUUGGUGAACAUUGCUAAGGCAGACCUGACAUUAAAAGAUAAGGACUUGAAUACAUCUUUGCACUUGGCUAGCAGUAAAGGUCAUGAAAAAUGUGCCUUGUUAAUACUUGACAAGAUACAAGAACAGAGCCUUAUUAAUGCAAAAAAUAAUGCAUUGCAGACACCUCUCCAUAUUGCUGCACGUAAUGGCUUGAAGAUGGUGGUUGAAGAGUUGCUAGCCAAAGGGGCAUGUGUCCUAGCAGUAGAUGAAAAUGGUCAUACGCCAGCCCUGGCUUGCGCUCCUAACAAAGACGUGGCUGACUGCCUGGCACUCAUUUUGGCUACCAUGAUGCCUUUUUCUCCUUCCAGUUCAAUGACGGCUUUCAACUUCGCUUGUUUUAAAAAAGACAGUUUGGGCAGGACACAUCUCUGCGAUGGCUCCAGUAUGGGUAGCAUUAACUCUUGUAAUAAGCCCUUGAGUAAUAACAUAGGAACAGAGGAUGGGUACAACGAAAAUGAUUCUGAUUCUGAAACAUUUUGACUUUUUGGUAUUGAAAACUUUUUCUUUCCUUAUUGUUUCCUUUCAGCUUGUAGUUUUGGUCUUUUUAAAGAGCUCAAAUCCCACUGCUAUAUUCUAAACUAUUUCUCUUGACAAGUAGGUAUUGAAAGAUAUGUAGUGUUAAGCCUUUAAAUAACAAAGGGGGACUUACUGGAAUAAUAUUCCCAUUAAUGUUCUGCAGCUUUUCAGCUUCCUCAUGUUUUCUUUAGGCCCUAAGUGCCCCUGUGGAAAGUCUCUACCUCUUAUUUGAAGUAAAAAAGAGAAAAUGCCUUUUUUCUUUUUGACAGCACAAAUAAACAGGGAACUGUUUGUAAAACUUACAUAUUUAAGCUGUACUGUUAGUACACAAACAUAUUUUCAAUGUAGCCUUCAUAGAUUUCAAGCAUCGCUCCUUUCCUCUGUUUGUCUGUUUACUAAUUCCAGGGGCUCUGAUAAUUAGAUAACUUCUUUUACACAAACCAAAGGUGAAGUUGUAAAUCCUAAAAUUGCCUGUAUUACUUUUCUACAGGAAAAAAAAAAUACAUUCUGAACGUAUUAAGCACUUAAACGUACAGAAAGCACUUUUUACAGUUAUUAGUUGCAGCACGUAAUUAGAAAAAUAUAGUUAUAAACUCUUAAGGCCAAAUUCUACUUGUCUCACCAUGUUUCCCCACUGAUAUUAGUGGAACCACUUGUGAAAAAUUAAAAUCACUUGGCCCCCCUUUUUUUUUUCUCCAAUUCAGCACAAGCAUGUACAGUUUAUUUGCACUACAGAAUUAGGGUCAUUAGAAGUUUCUGUCACCUGAGCCAUUAACCAUGAAUCUAGUAUCAGAAAAAGAAAUCAGGUGUAGACAAAGGUGUAUGUAAACAUUUAUGAUGACAUGCCAACUUAAAUAGAUUUUUAAAAUUAUUUUCUAUGCUUAAAUAACCAAUUUUUACUGUAAACAAUAUUGAUUUUUAACAUAUUUCUGCCAGUGUUUGGAUUAACCGAGUAGAGGUCAAGUAAUGAAAGCAUAACACCAAAAGUUGAAAUACCAAACACGAGAAAACAAAUAUGUACCAUGCACCAUGCAUGGGAUCGGAGAUGCAUGCUAAAGAGCCUAUUGUCACCAGCUUUGAAAGCAAUGUCAACUUGUGAAUAUGUUUACUCCUUCUGCCAAAGUUUCUAGGUCAAACGGACCCCGACCCUCAUCUGCAACAGAAGUACAAAAGGAAGAAUGAGACUUUAUAAACAAAAACAAAACAAACAAAAGCCUAUCAUGAACUAACCAGCUGUACCAAGAGGACCAAAAUGCUUCAGUGAUUAAAUUGAAGACUUUAUUACUUUUAUUUUUUUCUUCAAAUGUGAGUGACAUAAUGAAGUAGUUUUUCUAAAUGAUAAAACUAUAAACUUUUGAGGUAAUGAGUAGUCUUGAGUGAAUUUUACAUUUUAUGAUGCAGGUUUCAAGUUGACAUUUGUAACUAAUUAUGUGUUGACCACAGUUUGUUUUUUUUCCAGGCUAAGGAAAAUGUUCAUAUGCUUUUAAUGUAAAUGUGUUUAUAUUUAUUUGAAAUGAAACAAAUACCCAGGAAAAAUAACUAUGGCUUUUUCUCCUUGGUAGUAGUUGUGCAUAUUAUUUUGUGUAAUGCAAAAUAAAAUGUGAAUCUAGGCAAGACUGAUGGCCUGAGUGGAAAAAGGAAGGACUGAUGCACUUCAGAAGUGUGCCCAUCUUAAUCUGUGGAAUGCAAAGAUGAAGUCCACAGGCUAUACUGGUAAAAUGCAGAGAGCAAAACACCUUUCAUCAUCAUUUGAAAGUGUAAGAAAGGGAUCCAACACCUUGCUAGACAGGUGAGAGAACACUGUACAACUACAGUAAAGUUAUAGAAAAGGUAAUGUAGCAUGGAGUUAGGGUGUUACAAGUUCCAGUGAUUCACACUCAGGAUAUCUGCAGGCCUAAAUCUGUGCUGGGAGGAUGAGAAGAGCUUCUUCCUGAGUGCAUGCUUUCGUCAGGGUAAAUGAAAAGUAAGGAUUUCUAUUUUAGUAGUACUUUUUAGCCAUGUUCCACUGAAUUGUUUAAAAAUAAUAAUAAUCCAUCAACAGAUUUCCAGUUCUUCAACUGGAAAAAAAACACACAUUGUUUAUUUUGCUUUGCUAAAAUUAACCAUCGUUUCCUUGAACGUUAACAAAUUUCCAAAAUUUGCAAUGAACUUCCUAAGGGAUAGUGUCUAUGAAGACAAAGGUAUGUUUUUCCUCAAUCCUAUCUUUUCAGCAGUAGAAUGACAGAGCACCUGAAACACUGGUUUUCUCCUCAGAAGUAGCACAGGAAACAUUUUUAUGAUCGACUUUUCUCAAAGUUUGUCAUGUAAAACCCGUAGAAUAGCAAUAACCACCUUAUUGUAAGCACUGAAAAUAAGAGGAGAGACCAGUUGUUAGUUUUCAGUCAUGUUUAGAAAUGAAAUACCAAGUUUUAGUUUAGUUUGUUUGUUCUGUGUAGAAUGAUGGCAUUUAAAACAACCAAACAAAUGAGAAAUAGCUGCGACCUGCUCUACAGCAGGAACAGCUUUUUAAUUUUAUUUCAACCAGAGAUUAAAUAUGUCUAACCCUGAAAUAAAGUUAUGCUAUCCUACAUGAAGUUGUUUCAUUAGGAGAAAACCAGUGACCUUUAUAAGGAGAAUAUUGUAUUAUUUCAAGCAGCUAUUUUAAACAAAUCAGUAUUUUACUUGCUACAGUACAGAGUUACGGAAAAUAUUUUGUAAAUUUGCAAUACCUUGAAAUUCUGGUAACUGUGUAGUACAACUGCUGCCUUUUAUGAUAUAUACAACAUUAUAGAAGCAUAGGUGAUUAUCAAAUAACUUUGCUCCUUCUAGGAAUCAAAUUUAAACUUUACUGAUUAAACUUCUCUAUAAACUAGCAAUGAUGUGAGUAUGCAGUAUUCCGGAAAUCCUAGAAAAAUAUGAUUUGUUAGCAUCUUAUGGGCAUUGGGAAAGCCAUGUUCUGAGUAUGGUGUUCUUAGGAAAACCUUCACAAGCAAGACCUUUGGAAGUACUCAGUAUCAGCCUGUCCCCAGAACUCACCAGAAUCCCUUUUCCUGUAUGCUAGUACAUUAACCUGUAAUAUAAUUUGUCACUUGUAGAAAUAGAUUUGUUAUUUAGGACAGGUAUUUAAGCAUGGGAACAAUCUCACUCAUGUAAAUAAUCACCAUGCCUUUUUGUGGACUUUUUGCAAGGGUAGAUUUAAUCAUACAGAAUUGUUGCACUUAACCCUGGAUCCUGCAAUUUACAGUACAUGGACUACUUCUGUAUUUGCACCACACAGUGGGUAUUUUGUGAGGGGCAGCAGUCUGCCCACUUUUAUUAGCAGGAUAGUUUUCAUCUUGUAUUUUAACCACAGUUGCAGGUGGAAUCCAUAGCAGGAUUGGGUCCCAUGUCUCUCUCUCAUAAAUACUGAGUAAAAACCUCCGGACUGCCUGAAAUUGCUGUGAAAUAGCUCAGGGGAUUUCUGUUCAUCGCUACUAAAAGGGCACCAUAAUGUGUUUGGUACUUUUAUGCAGUAAACAACUGCCAGAUUAUUAAAUUAGAACAAACACAUGAAACGAAUUGUUUAUCCAUUGUACUGUUGAGAAACUUGGUUAUGUAUCUUGAGGAUGACUUAAAAGAAAAUUGUGAUUUUUAUUCUUAGUCAUGUAAGAAAUAUUAGAGUGCCUUUUUAUAUUUGUGUAUUAUGGAAAUGUUUUGUGAAAGUUGUCUCUUUUUUUUUUUUUUUUCAUUUGAGUGUUAUAAAAGCAAUAUAUUACCAGUAAAUUUUCAUUUCAACUCUUCUUUGAAUGUAUAAAGUGUUUCUUCUUUUCAUAUGUUCUACCUGUAUUGAAAUGAAAAUUAAUAUGCUAAAUUUCUAUAGGAAUAACGUAUAAUUUUUGCAGUGCUGAAAAUGCUUUCUUAUUACACAAAAAGUAAACCUUAGAUCAGUGUUAUAGGAAAGGGCGUUUUAAACUAGUGACAAUCUGAGUGUGUGUAUAAAAUGUAAUUUUAUGCGUUUCUUAUGCAGUGAUCUACAUAUUAAAGCCAAUAUCUUAUGUUUUGUAGGUUUUGUCUUAUAUUUUAUGCUUUAGCAUGUGCAAUAUAUCUUUACAAACCAUGGUGAUAUGAAUCUGGUGCCAGUGUUAUAUUUUGCAUAACAUUUGUAAUAAACAAUAUGAAAUAUUGUUUGAUGGUUUCAGUGGGGUUUUGUCGGUAUUGUUUUCUUUUGUAAAUUGAAGUUCAAAGACUUGGUAAACGUCACGUAUAAAAUGAGGAAAAAGACUUACUUCGGUGAAUGACUUGGAAUUCAGCCUGAAUCUUCUCAAGCACAGCCUAGUAACUUUUUUUCAACUACUGAAUGCUGUAUUAAUGUAAUGAAAAACCCUAACUGUAAACUACUAUUGAGAUGCAUUCAGAUGGUUAUUUUUACAAAUAAAAAUGGUACAAAUACUGUUGGAAAA
Oxyura jamaicensis (ruddy duck) is the source of this 7829-nucleotide messenger RNA. RefSeq names its product ankyrin repeat domain 44 (gene ANKRD44). The transcript has 29 exons. The record is from RefSeq and is a predicted model, not a curated record. NCBI's taxonomy places the organism in Eukaryota, Metazoa, Chordata, Aves, Anseriformes, Anatidae. Gene Ontology annotation, cellular component: nucleus; ciliary inversin compartment; cytoplasm. Gene Ontology annotation, biological process: regulation of transcription by RNA polymerase II; protein localization to ciliary inversin compartment. Gene Ontology annotation, molecular function: RNA polymerase II-specific DNA-binding transcription factor binding. Bases 112 to 3375 code for a protein of 1087 amino acids.